UGCAGUUCACUAUAUGCUGGGGUUCUUGCUAGAUCACCCACCACUGUUUUCUAUAAAUCCUCGCACACAUCUUUCCAGAUAUUUGUUGGGGUUUAUUUAUCAGGCCCCUUGACAACUAAAAUUUUAUUCAUGCUCUUGUUCUUAGAGUGAAAUUCAUUUCCACAUUUGUAAGUCAAACUGUAUAACGUUAUUUUUGUGGACUAAUGACUUAACACACAGGUAGGGUGUUUCUGGUGAUCCGUCUCCCCGUGUACAGUGCAGAGCGUGAUGUGUCUAAUAUAAGAGAAAACAGGUAGAAAAGAAUGAAUUCCCAGGCCUCUAAGUGUUCAGACUUUGGAUGCUACCUUGAGUGAGGAGAUGGUGCCGUUACAGGGGAUGGUGACCUUUGAGGCUGUGGCCGUGAGCUUCACCCGAGAGGAGUGGCAGGACCUGGACGACGCUCAGAGGACCCUCUACUGGGACGUGAUGCUGGAGACCUACAGGAGCCUGGUGUCCCUGGGUCGUUGAGUUAUGAAGCCUGAGCUGAUGAUCAGAAUGCAGCAAGGAGCAGCCAUGGGCUGGGGAAGGACCCCCAGAUCAGACCCUGUCAGGCACUGGCGACAGUCCGAAGCGCGGGGGGGUGAGAUAAUUCUCCAGAGCCAGAGCGGGGAGCAGAACAGGCAGACUGAUGAGUUGUUACGUAGAGAGCUUUGGAUGGGGAUGUCAGGACCCAUGAGCAAGUCCCGCCAGUCUUUUCAUGUCUCUACUCCCCUCACAUUCUCUCCAAGCUCCGCUUCCAGAGUCCUCUGUGUGUUACUGAGAGCAGCACAUGAUGAACAAACCUAUGUAAUAUUGUAACAGGGUGGUCCCCAGGAAAGGGGGAGGUUCCAGGUUCCCUGCCCCACCCAAGGGAGGGUGGAGCUGAGCAGGAAGAGGAGAAGCUGCAGAAGAGACUGAGGAAGGAAGCAGGAUGGAGCCAGGAGACCUGGAGGAGGCGCAUGGAGCCUAGAGACACGUGAAGAAACUGCGCUUGUCUUUUGGUCGUGGACGGGGUGACACAGAUGUGGGUCUUCUAACUCAGGCUGAUUGAGGAGAAACGAACCAUUGCAGGAGAUGGUGACCUUUGAGGAUGUGGCCGUGUCUUUCACCUGGGAGGAGUGGCAAGACCUGGACGAUGCUCAAAGGACCCUCUACAGGGAUGUGAUGCUGGAGACCUACAGGAGCCUGGCGUCCCUGGGGUGCUGCGUGACCAAACCUGAGGUGAUCGUCAGGCUAGAGCAAGGAGCAGAGCCGUGGACUGUGGAAGCACUCCCACACCAUAGCCUCUCAGAUGUCCAAACUGGGGGUGACUUGAUUGAGAAAAACGAGGAAAACCAGGGCAGACAUUUCUGGAAAAUUGACUUCACCCACAGCAACUCAUCAAGUAAGGAGAAUACAAGCAUAGGAGCAACAUUUAAUUUGAGCUCAAGCCAUGUUUCAAAACUGAUGAUAAGUAACAGAAACUAUUCUGGAAUGACGCCUGAGGAGUUUAAUGUAUGUAAGAUGUUUCUCCCUGGUGAGUCUGAUGAGAUGCACACUGCAGAAAAACAUGGGGGCCGAAAUAUAUCUCGGAAACCCCUCAGAUACCAUGAGCAUCGUGUUCUUCAUCACGUGAUUCAAACUAUGCAGCAACCUUUUGAGUUUAGUGGACAAGGGAAAGCCUUCAAUAAGAAGGAACGAUUAUUUGCACAUAGAAGGACUGUAACAGGAGACACCACUUAUAAGUAUAAUAAAUUUGGGAAAGCUUAUGAUAAGUCAGCUCUCAUUACCCAAGAGGAAAUGCAUGUAGGCGAGACUCCUGGUAGAUAUAACAGAUGGGGAAAAAUCUCUUCUGAAAAACCAACAAAGUUGAGUCUUCCUAGAGCUCAUUUUGAAGACCACAGAUGUAAUCUAAGUGGGAAUGAUUUCAGCAAGAAAUUGUGCUUCACUCAGUUUCAGAGAUCUCAAGGAGGAGAAACUGAGUAUAAUGUAUGUAGUGAUACUUUCUGUAAGAUCAUGAAUCUCAAACAGAAAAAAUAUAGCAGUGACAAACUCUAUGAAUGUGAAGAAUGUAGGAAAAUUUUCUAUCAUAAGUCAGCCCUCAGUAGACAUCAUAGAACUCACACAAGAGUAAAACCCUAUGAAUGUAAAGAGUGUAGGAAACCUUUCUACUGGAAGUCAGCCCUCACCAGGCAUCAGAUAAUCCACACAGGCGAAAAACCCUAUGAAUGUAAAGAGUGCAGUAAAACUUUCAACUGGAAAUCAGCCUUCACUGUACAUCAGCAAACUCAUAGAAGUGAGAAACCUUAUGAAUGUAAGGAAUGUGGGAAAACUUUCUACCACAAGUCAUCCUUCAAUAGACACCAGCGAAAUCACACAGGAGAGAAACCCUAUGAAUGCAAUGAAUGUAUGAAAACUUUCUGCUACAUGUCAGAACUCACUGUACAUCAGAGAAUUCAUACAGGAGAGAAGCCCUAUGAAUGUAAAGAAUGUAGGAAGAUGUUCUCUCAGAAGGCAGAACUCACUGUUCAUCAGAGAACACACACAGGAGAGAAACCCUAUGAAUGUAAAGAGUGUAAGAAAACUUUCUCUCAAAAGUCAUCUCUCACUGUCCAUCAGAGAACUCACACAGGGGAGAGACCCUAUGGAUGUAAAGUAUGUAGGAAAACUUUCUACCAGAAGUCAAACCUCACUGCACAUCAGAGAACACACACAGGAGAGAAACCCUAUGGAUGUGAACAAUGUUCGAAAACGUUCUACUCGAAGUCAGAGCCUUCCUCACUAGAAUGA
Talpa occidentalis (Iberian mole) is the source of this 2787-nucleotide messenger RNA. RefSeq names its product zinc finger protein 717-like. The coding region runs from base 1093 to 2787 and encodes 564 amino acids. The transcript has 9 exons. Lineage: Eukaryota; Metazoa; Chordata; Mammalia; Eulipotyphla; Talpidae. Gene Ontology annotation, molecular function: DNA-binding transcription repressor activity, RNA polymerase II-specific. The record is from RefSeq and is a predicted model, not a curated record. Gene Ontology annotation, biological process: negative regulation of transcription by RNA polymerase II.